This is a messenger RNA of Leptinotarsa decemlineata (Colorado potato beetle), 938 nucleotides long. RefSeq names its product Myosin light chain alkali. NCBI's taxonomy places the organism in Eukaryota, Metazoa, Arthropoda, Insecta, Coleoptera, Chrysomelidae. The record is from RefSeq and is a predicted model, not a curated record. Gene Ontology annotation, cellular component: muscle myosin complex. Gene Ontology annotation, molecular function: calcium ion binding.
ACCUCGUUGCCAAGUUGCGUUCAUCAGUCUGAGCCGGUUUUCAGGGGUUUCAGUUUCAGUGAACGGUCGGGCACCGAAGCGCCAUCUAUUCAUAUAAAACUUGGGUCCCGUCUUACUCCUUGCUCCACUUCUGGUCAUUUCUUACUAGAAGGCAAGUUAGCAGUACAAUCACACAAUGGCUGAUCUUAGUGCCAGAGACGUUGAAAGGGCAAAUUUUGUCUUCUCCAUCUACGAUUUUGAAGGCAAUGGCACUGUUGAUGCUGUUAACUUAGGAGACAUGCUCCGAGCCCUCAACCUCAACCCAACAUUGGUUACAAUUGAAAAAUUGGGUGGAACCAAGAAGAAGAAUGAAAAGAAAUUGAAAGUGGAUGAAUUCCUUCCCAUCUUCAGCCAAGUAAAAAAAGACAAAGAACAAGGAAACUUUGACGAUUUCUUGGAAUGUUUGAAACUGUACGACAAGGAAGAGAAUGGUACCAUGAUGGCUGCAGAACUUGCCCACACACUUCUUUCUCUUGGUGAAAGGUUAUCAGAUGCUGAAACAGAAGAAGUGUUAGCAGAUUGCAUGGGACAAGAAGAUGAUGAUGGUUUCAUCCCUUACGAACCAUUCCUCAAAAAGUUGAUGGCGUAAGCAGUUAUAUUUAGAUUUUUUUUAUUUUUAAUCACCUGAAAAUGUGCUGUUUAUCAAUAUGGCUUUUCCAACUCGAACAACGUACCACCAGGAGUCAAACUGAAGACCAAUGAUCAAGUUUCUUGGGCACUGCCACCACCACACCAUCUAUUUAAAAAAAUGCUGAAACGCAAUGUAUUUAUUUUCAAUUAUUUUAUUAUCUUAUGUAAAAAUAUAAAAAACAUUCGUUUAAUAUUGUAUAUUAUGUCCAUAAAUAAAAAAUAAAAUCUUGAAAAAUACAUUCAUUGCAGAACUGAAGUAUUUGGGAAGA